CUCUCUCCAACCCCACCCCCCAAAAACCCUAUUUAACUAACUCGCUUUUCCAACUGCAUCCUCCUAUGCAGAUGCAGUCGUCUUCUUCGCUGCUCUCUCAGUCUCUCUCUAACAGGAACUUCUCUGUAACUUUGACAAUUUAGGCAUUGAUCGGCCGAUAGUUCGGUGGCUCUAUCGCGCCGCAUUGUUCUGCCGAGUUUCAGACCAGAUCGAUGCUCUUGUUAACAAUUCUUAAUUUGCUGCGUGUAUAAAUACUCAGGUCGUAGUAGCUAUCUCUCUUAUAUACGUACUCGCACGCAAAGCAGACAUACAGGAACAAGAUGUCGAGCAGAAGAUCGCGAUCGAGGCAAGCAGGAGCAAGAAUCAGCGACGAUCAGAUCAACGAGCUCGUCUCCAGGCUUCAAGAACUCCUCCCUGAGCUCCGCCACCGCCGCCGCUCUGCCGACAAGGUUUCAGCAGCGAAGGUGCUGGAGGAGACGUGCAACUACAUAAGGAAUUUGCACAAAGAGGUGGAUGGCCUUAGCGAUCGCUUGUCGGAGCUACUGGAGACUUCAGACAGCGCUCAAGCCGCCAUGAUCAGGAGCUUGCUCAUGUAGUUGUAAUAAUUUAAUAAUUAAGUUGUAUCAUUAUUAAUCUCUCUGAUCAUGAUCAGUAGUUAAUUCUCGGUACUAGUCUAGGGUUUUGUCAUUUGACCGAAAUCAACGAAUUAAUUAAGAUCUAGCAAGGCUGUCUAAUUAGUUUAAGUAAUGAUAAUAAGGGAGUGCCACACUUCAAUGCUC
This is a messenger RNA of Diospyros lotus (date-plum), 779 nucleotides long. Its product is annotated as transcription factor PRE3-like. NCBI's taxonomy places the organism in Eukaryota, Viridiplantae, Streptophyta, Magnoliopsida, Ericales, Ebenaceae. Bases 321 to 596 code for a protein of 91 amino acids. The transcript is spliced from 2 exons. Gene Ontology annotation, molecular function: protein dimerization activity. The record is from RefSeq and is a predicted model, not a curated record. Gene Ontology annotation, biological process: regulation of growth; regulation of DNA-templated transcription.